UGGCUUGCAUCACGAAAGGCCGAUAAUUUUGGAUAGUAACGUUAACUGCCAGACACAGAGACUAUGGCAUCAAAUUCAGCAAUACAUUGUGGUCCAUGUGGAUAUGAAGGCAUUACAAAGAAUGCAAAGAAGUGGUGCACCAACUGCGAUGAGGGGUUUUGUGGAGACUGUGAGAAAAGCCAUAGAUCUUUAAAACUGACAAAAGAUCAUAGAAUUAUUGCCAUUGAUGACUACUUGAAAAUUGAGGAUUUUUCUGUUAACCUAACCUGCGUGACUCAUGGAAAAAAACUUGAUCUUUAUUGCAAAUAUCAUGGUGGUGCAUUAUGUGCAGUCUGUGUUAAAUCUGCGCAUAAAACUUGUCGAGCGGAUGAUAUCAUUUCAAUAGACAAUGUAUCUAAAAAUGCAAAAGGUUCAACAGCACUUGCAGAUUUAGAAGAGACAAUAUCUAAAACAUUAGAAAACGUAAAGCAGUGCAUAAGAGAUCGGGUGUCAGCCUCAGCAAAACUCGAUAUUGAUGAACAAACAAUUAAAAAGAGGAUUUUAGAAACAAAACUUAAGCUCAACAGACAUUUAGAUGGACUCGAAGAAAAACUUCUUCACGAUCUCAUAAUGAACCAUGAAAAGUAUAAGGCAAUACACAGUACAUUAUUAAAAAAGUUAGAACAGACAGAGAAAGAGUUUAAUAAAUUAAAGGAACAAACACAACGAAUGAAACUGUUUGCAUCCGACCUUCAAGUGUUCCUAGGAACAUGUCAAAUGAACAAAACCACUAUGGACAAAACUAAAUUACUCAAAGUUGAAAUAGGUAAAGAAAGGAGUUAUGCCAUGGAUAUGAAAUUACAUCGUGUGAUCAGUUCACUAAUGAAUGACGUCAAGCAGUUUGGCGAAAUACACAUCACUGAAACAAGUGCCGAUCUUCAGUUACAAGACGCAAAUGUUGACCAAGCUCAAAUGCAAGUGCGAGGGUCAAGGCAAGAUACCCAUUAUGUUGAGCUUCAAUUAAAACGAAAAUUUGAUAUUAAACUGCAGGACCAAAGCCCAGGAUGCCUCUUAUUGUCUGAUGGAAGAACUUUGAUUGCAGAUUUCUGGGGUUCAGGAAAACUGCUGGAGUACAAUGAGAAAGGAAAAUAUAUCCGUGACGUCCAUAUCUUUGAUAAGCCAUACGAUCUAACAGAAAUAGAUACAGACCGUAUCGCUGUAACAUAUCCAGAUGUGAAACGUUUGGAUAUUAUGACUAUCAAGAAAGGUACUGAUGGAAGGAAGAUAUUAUGUGAAAAAACGUGCUUCGGGAUAUCUUACUGUAAUGGAAAAAUAUUCACAGUAGUAAAAGAACUUGGGAUACUGAUACUAAACUUAACUGGACGUAUCUUGAAUAAAAUCAAGAUCAACAAUUCUGAUGUGUUUUAUGUAGCAGCUACCGAGGACAAGAUAUACUACACUGACGGUAACUUGAAUACAGUAAACUGUUGUAAUUCUGAAGGCCAAACAAUUUGGACAUUCAAAAAUAAAUCGGUAAUGUGCUCAUCAGGUAUAACUGUAGAUAAUAAUCAGAAUGUUUAUGUUGCAGGUAGUCUUUCAAACAAUCUGACACUUAUACUGCAAAACGGAGAAGAUAGUAAGGAGAUGUUAAAUGCUAGUGACAACAUAAGUGCACCGUUAACUGUAUGCUACAACAAGAAUAAGAAUUUACUUCUAUUUGGCUACAAAAUAGGAAAUAUGGCAUUGUAUCAUGUGUCGUAAGAGCAAAUAUGUGUACUUGUAACUCUAGCAAAUUUUGUUAUUCGCGUAUUUGAAUGUCAUCGAUGAUUUUUAUUUAUCGUUUGUUAUUCAAAAUAAAUAAAUGAGAUUUU
This is a messenger RNA of Mytilus californianus (California mussel), 1850 nucleotides long. RefSeq lists its product as uncharacterized. Gene Ontology annotation, molecular function: ubiquitin-protein transferase activity; zinc ion binding. The transcript has 2 exons. Gene Ontology annotation, cellular component: nucleoplasm; chromatin. The coding region runs from base 64 to 1740 and encodes 558 amino acids. Lineage: Eukaryota; Metazoa; Mollusca; Bivalvia; Mytilida; Mytilidae. Gene Ontology annotation, biological process: positive regulation of DNA-templated transcription. The record is from RefSeq and is a predicted model, not a curated record.